Molecule: messenger RNA, 2052 nt
Organism: Fragaria vesca subsp. vesca
Lineage: Eukaryota; Viridiplantae; Streptophyta; Magnoliopsida; Rosales; Rosaceae
Exons: 2
Coding region: 103-2052 (649 amino acids)
Source: RefSeq, a predicted model, not a curated record
AUAUUUUCACCUCUCAAAAAACACUCCUCCCCAAAAUUCAAAUUUCCAUUUUCAUCUUCCUCAAGCUUUUCUGAAGCUCUCUCUUGGUUUCUCUUCCAGGUAAUGGGGACGUUGGGGAGAUCUACAGCCCUAGGUAGUGGUUCGGGUGGUUCCGGGUCGGUUUCGGGUUCCGGAGCGGCUAGGUUUGAGGCCGCGGAGGAGAAGGCGAAGGUUGAUGACUCCGGCGGGAGGGGAGGGUCCGGCGGAGAGCUGGUUAGGUCGUUUGUGGAGCUGGUUAAGACUGUGGAGGCGAAAGUCUCGGCGGGGUUGAGUUUCGGGGAGCUGGAUACGUGUAUGUUGAGAGGGAGUGAGAGUGUUGGAGAGAUGGAGUCUGGUUUGGGGGAUGAGAGGAGAGUGGUGAGUAUUGGUUCGAAGACGAAUUCGGAUGCGAAUGUUAAUGGGAAUUGUUGCAGCGAAACCAAGGCUAGUUCUGGUGUGGACGGCGGUGUUGAGGAGAAUGGGAAUUCUUGUGAUGUUACCAAGGCUGAUUCUGGUGUGAACGAUGGGGUUGAGGAUAAUGGGAAUUCUUGUGAUGUUACUAAGGCCGAUUCUGGUGUGAACAACGGGGUUGAGGAGAAUGGGAAGUCUUUGGAUGAAAUUGGAGAAACUGAGGUGAUUGAGGUUCCCGUUGCAGGGACGAGUGAGAGUGGUGAAGACCGGGAAGGAGAAGAGGUGGGUGACGGAGUAUAUGAGUUCUGUAUUGGAGAUUUUGUGUGGGGUAAGAUUAAGAACCACCCGUGGUGGCCGGGCCAGAUUUGUGAUCCUUCAGAUGCUUCUGAGCAUGCAGCGAAAUUGAAAUCCAAGGACAAACUUCUUGUUGCUUACUUUGGGGAUGACACUUUUGCCUGGUGCCAUCCGUCGCAGUUGAAACCCUUUGAGGAAUAUUUCGUGGAGAAGUCUAAGCUGAGUAGCUCCAGUGUUUUUGUUAUUGCUGUGCAGCAGGCUGUGGAUGAGAUUGGUAGGCUUGUGAAGUUGAAGAUGAGUUGUGCUUGCAUGGGGGAAGAGUUUAUAAGCAGUUGUAACCGACCCUUAGCAUCGAAUGCUGGAGUUAAGGAAGGAGUUGUUGUCCCUGAAGGCCGAGUUGGGAAGUUUUUUGGUCAUCUAUCUCAGCCGGUUGACCUUCUUGCUGAAUUGAAACAUAUUGCACAAGUUGCUUCCUUGACUAGUGCUCUUGAGCUCAAUGUAUUAAAGAGUCUGCUGUCUUCCUUCUAUUUUUCGAAAGGGGGCUAUCAGUUACCUGUUUACAGUGAACCGCAGCUCAUUCUUGGUCUUGAAGAUGAGCGGAAGAUGGUGGAAGUCCUAGUGCAGUGGUCAUCUGAUGACAUGCCGUCUUCUCCCAUAGGCUCCAAUACUGGAAAUGCUGAACAAGUUUUGUUGCAAAGGUCACCACCAAGUAUAGAAAAUAGGCAGCCCCAGAAAAGGAAGGAGAAGAGCAUUGCUGAUCUUCUUGGAGCAGCCAAUGGUGUUGAGGGUAAAAGCAUGGAUGUGGUUGUAGCUGAAGAAGGUACAAGCUCAGAGAAACGAGGGGUAUCAUCCAGUCAGAAGAAGCAGAAAAGUAGUGAUAUUCAUGGUGAGGGUAUAUUGAUUCUCAAAUCAGGUGAGGAAAGAGGCAAAUUCUCAGAGUCUCCCAUAAGCACUAAGAAGGCUCCAUUGGCAAGGAGAAGGAAAAAAGAUGAAGGUAUUGGAUUCAACAGUAGUGAUGGUUUGGCUAAAGAAAGUGCUGGUGAAGAGGAAGAAAGUAAGAAGACUCCACUGUCAAGGAGAAGGAAGAGGGAUGAAUGUGUUAGCACUGACGGUAAAGAUAGUGAUGCCCUAGAAAAAGCUGGUGGAACGGAUGAAACUAAGAAGGCUCCCUUGUCAAGGAGAAGGAAGAAGAAUGAAGAUACUCACAUCAACAGUAAUGAUGGUGAGGCCAAUGUUGGUCUGCAAACAGACAUGAAGGACCAAAUUGAUAAGGGCUCUUUGUCGAGGGAAAGAAAAAAAGCAAGUACUUGUCACCACCCUUCACAAUAA